Schistosoma curassoni is the source of this 531-nucleotide messenger RNA. The record is from the annotation of a GenBank genome assembly. Lineage: Eukaryota; Metazoa; Platyhelminthes; Trematoda; Strigeidida; Schistosomatidae.
AUGCGUGCCUGUGGCGAGCUAAAACUAUUUUCCGUUGUAGGCCGUAAGCUCCCAACACCUAAAGAGCCGAAGCCUGUACCUUACAGAAUGCGGAUAUUCGCUCCGAACUCAGUUGUAGCCAAAUCACGUUUCUGGUAUUUCAUCAGGAAGCUGAAAAAAAUGAAGAAAGGUAGCGGUGAGAUUAUUUCUUGUGAAAGAAUACACCCAAGAAAGCCACUAAUGGUCAAGAAUUUUGGGAUUUGGCUGAGAUAUGAUAGUCGUUCUGGGACGCAUAAUAUGUACAAGGAAUAUCGCGCAAUGACAGAGGAGAAUGCCGUCACUCAAUUAUACCGCGAGAUGGGUGCUCGUCACCGUGCCCGAGCAGAGUCUAUCCAAGUGAUUAAAGUGGAGUCGUUACCAGCAUCUAAAUGCCGUCGUCCGUACGUAACUCAGUUCCACGACAGCAAAUUGAAAUUCCCUCUGCCUCAUCGUGUGACUCGUCCUCUUCAUCACCCAAGGUUUACAACAAGAAGACCUACAACAGCCUUCUAG